This is a messenger RNA of Haliotis rubra (blacklip abalone), 429 nucleotides long. RefSeq names its product ribosome-binding protein 1-like. The transcript has a single exon. Lineage: Eukaryota; Metazoa; Mollusca; Gastropoda; Lepetellida; Haliotidae. The record is from RefSeq and is a predicted model, not a curated record. Bases 1 to 429 code for a protein of 142 amino acids.
AUGGGGAGAGGGUGGGCAACAUGGGGAGAGGGUGGACAAGGUAGGGGUGAGGAUGGGCAACAUGAGGAGAGGGUGGACAAAAUGGGGAGAGGGUGGGCAAAAUGGGGAGAGGGUGGGCAACAUGGGGAGAGGGUGGGACAAGGUAGGGUGAGGAUGGGCAACAUGAGGGAGAGGGUGGACAAAAUGGGGGAUGGUGGGCAAAAUGGGGAGAGAGGUGGGCAACAUGGGGAGAGGGUGGGCAACAUGGGGAGAGGAUGGGCAAAAUGGGAGAGGGUGGGGUGGGCAACAUGGGGAGAGGGUGGGCAAGGUAGGGUGAGGAUGGGCAACAUGAGGAGAGGGUGGACAAAAUGGGGGGAUGGUGGGCAGCAUGGGGAGAGGGUGGACAAAAUGGGUGAGGGUGGGCAACAUGGGAGAGGGUGGACAAGGUAG